Molecule: messenger RNA, 2689 nt
Organism: Exophiala xenobiotica
Lineage: Eukaryota; Fungi; Ascomycota; Eurotiomycetes; Chaetothyriales; Herpotrichiellaceae
Exons: 2
Coding region: 407-2608 (733 amino acids)
Biological process (GO): carbohydrate metabolic process
Molecular function (GO): hydrolase activity, hydrolyzing O-glycosyl compounds; carbohydrate binding
Source: RefSeq, a predicted model, not a curated record
GCGACAACGUCCACCAGUCGACCAUACUGCUCCUGGUUCUUGCAGCACUCGCAGCUCUCCAUCACUUGCAUCGUCCUUCUCACCUUGUGCGGGGUCCCUCCGCAUUUCAGCCUCCAACAUAUCCGCAUUCUCCUGCUUCGGACCUUCCUUCCUGGCUCUCAUGCAUCUAGUUGACCCGCUCAGCUCAUUACUCCUUCCAGCCUAGUCACCGGUAAAAUGUCUACAGGCUAUAUCGUUCAAGCAUGGGGAAAGCUCUUCUGAGGACAUGCUUGAGCCCAAUGAUAACAGCUAUGCUUCGGCUCUCGGUGUAAUGAUCUCCAUGCCAUCAGGUAAGAAGAAGUAUGUAACAUGAGACCAGUCUUCUCCCCCAGCUUCACUUGCCGAAGAUAGACGAAUUGGUCCUCUAAUGUCAGUCAUGGUCUUGCUACUCACUUUAGCCCUCAACCUAUCUGGCCUGGCUCUGGCGGACGUCUCUGUGACCGUCUCUGGCACAAACCCGUUCGCUCUCACGGUCAAGUCUGACCAGGGUAUUACCGUGACGAACAACGCAAUCCUGAGCGGAAGCACUAACGACACAGCCAGUGCGGUGUCUGCAUCCAGUGAUGGCACCGUCGCCAGUAGCGGAGGGAUUAUAGACUGGACCGUAGUUCAGCCAAACGUCGUCAAGGUCCAAUACAAUGCUACAGCCGCCUUCACCGGCGCCAGCUUCACUGCCAGCCCCAGUGACAAUUUCUACGGUGUCUGGGAAUACCCGUGGAACGACUCGCUGACCAAUAACGGUGUCGAGUUCGAUCUCAAAGGCGUCGGUAAUGCCCUGGGUAUCAAUUGGGACAACGCACGAGCACCGGCAUUCUACAGCAGUGCCGGCUUCGGGGUCUAUGCGGACACUCUGGACAUGGGCUCGUUCCAGUUCGACUCCGGCCAAGCUCAAUUCAUCUUCAACACCAGCAGCUUGACAUACUAUAUCAUUCUGGCGGCUAGCCCAGGCGACUACAAAUCCAUCAUCAAGACAUACACAGGCCUGUCUGCGCGGAUCACCAUGCCUCCAGACUCGGGUUACGGGCCGACUUUCUGGUCCGACAACUUUGAGCAGGAUUUCCAUGGCACCGUAUCAAACGCACAGGAAAAUUACUACGAUGUCAUUAACCAUUUGUACUACAAUCAGAUUCGAGCAACGUCCAUGUUCGCUGACCGUCCGUACGGCACGGGUAAUUACUCCUGGGGAAAUUUCGACUUCGACCCGAAAUAUUAUCCUACGCCUGAUCAAUUCAUUGCCAACCUCUCGACGUGGGGAUUCGACUUUCAAGUCUGGGUCGCCAAUCGCGCGUUCCUGGACACAGAGCUGUACAACGUCUCGGCGGCGAAUGGAUGGUUGUUUCCUGGAAUUAACCCAGAAUUCUUCCUCGGUCCAGCUUUGAACUUGAGCAUACCGGCUGCGUACGAGUACUUCCUGAAUAGGAUGUCUUAUUUUCCUUCCGUGGGUGUGAAGGGUUAUAAGAUCGAUCGUGGUGAGGAAGGCGAGAUGCCUGUUUACGAACAGAACAUCCAGAUGCAACUCUUUGAACAAAUCUGCGAAACCACCAUGGCCAACAAAUGGGGCAAAUCUGGCUUCUACAACUUCGCGCGCUCUGCCGUCGACCGAUCCCGUAGCCUGACGAACAUUUGGAAUGGCGACUCGCACGCCAACUUCACCGGCCUAAGGUAUAGCAUCGCCUCGGGUAUCCGGGCAAGCCUACUCGGCUUCUCGACCUGGUCAUCCGAUACAGGCGGGUACGUGCGCAAAAACGCUUUGGUAGCCGAUCAGCCGACGCCGGAGGUGUGGGCGCGCUGGAUGCACUUCUCGACGUAUUCGCCCGUGUACGAGAUCAUGGUCGGCACUAACCAUACCCCUUGGUACCCUCCGUACCCGUUGCGGCUGGUCGACGUGCUCAGACGGACUGCCAACGAGCAUCAUGCUUUGAUCCCGUAUAUCAGGAGCUUCACGUACCAAGCCAGCGUGACGGGCGUGCCGGUCAUGCGCGCUUUGUUCCUCGAGACUCCUGAGGAUAAGGGCGUGUAUGAUACGACGGACGCGUACUUUUUCGGGGAUUCCUUCUUCGUCGCGCCGAUCACGGGCGAGGGCGGAGCUCGGGAGGUGUAUUUCCCUGGGAAUGCGAGUGGCAGGGCUUACCUGGAGUACUACAACAAAACGGUCGUGCAGAAGGCGGGAAGCUCGGCGCAAGUGCAAUUGGAAUGGGAGGAGAGUCCCGUAUAUGUGCGUGAGGGAAGCAUUGUGGUCAGGGGCGACGUGUAUCAAGGGAACAACAAGUGGACCGAGAAUUGGAGUCCGAGUCUGACGAUUGAGGUGUACCCGAGUUAUAAUGGCGAGUACGCGAAGGCAUCGUUCCCGUAUUAUAAUGGCAAGGAGGUGGUGGAUGAUAUCAAUGUUUUUGCGGACGGAAAGGCGAAGACGGUGACGGUGCAGUGGAGUGGGGAUUUGGGUGUGCCCGGCACGCCGCAGGUCGUUGUCUAUGGAAAGGGCGGCGCGAAGAAUGGCACUGUCACUACCACUGCGAGUGGGAAGGGUGGGAAGGUCGUUGUUGAAGGGUUUGAAAGUAUCUUUGGCUGAGGCGGUACCGGACCGGACAGUUUCUUCCAAUGAUACACCUACAACCCCCAAAGGUGAGUUAUAUAGAGAGGUAUGAAAGAC